UGCAUGUGCAUGUGGGUCCCCUGGAUCUGCCACUUAAAAAGUAAUCAUCGUCAAUUCGACCAUCAAUGGCGUGCUCAGUCGACAUCGGCUCAGACGCUCAGUGGUAUUAUGAUUCACAGAAAAGACACAUGCUAGCGCAUCAACUUAAAUUGGACUACUACAUCUAUAAAAUGGACACCCUCCAACGAGUUAACCCGUUUUGCUCGGGUCACCAGUGGCCAUUCAUCACGGAAAGCCGGACAAAUUUGGAGCAAGUACUGCAUUGAUUAAAGCCGCCCAUUCUGCUGCAUUUGUCCGUACUAAGUGCUAAGCACUCGGCUACCCAUAAUACCCAUCUACCCAAGAUUACCUCUCAUUCCCGCCACCGAGUUCGAUCAUGCUUUCGACAGCAAAGCGUAUUGGCAAUAGAAUUAUCGGAAAUCCCGACCAGACAGUAACCACAAUCUCCUCCGAGACCUAUUUCAAGGGCAUUGUAAAGGAUCCAAGUCAUAAGGCGGCGAGUUACUUGGCCAGUCUUUUCCCGAUUCUUGGAUGGAUAUCCCGAUACAAUUUGGGAUGGCUUACUGGUGACCUUAUUGCUGGUCUUACCGUAGGAAUUGUGCUAGUGCCACAGGGAAUGUCAUAUGCAAUACUUGCAUCGCUUCCUGCACAGUACGGUCUGUAUUCAUCCUUCAUUGGCGUUCUUACGUAUUGCUUCUUUGCGACUUCGAAAGAUGUCUCUAUCGGACCAGUAGCAGUUAUGUCGCAAACCGUGGCUCAAAUCAUCAUUGCUGUAGAUGACCAGUACCCUGGUAAAUGGAGUGGCCCACUGAUAGCCACCACAAUAGCUUUUGUCUGUGGAUUUAUCGUACUUGGGAUUGGUCUCUUGCGUCUCGGCUGGAUUGUCGAGUUCAUACCCAUACCAGCAGUCAGCGGAUAUAUGACUGGAUCUGCGAUCAAUAUAGUUGCAGGUCAGGUUCCUGCCCUUAUGGGUAUCACCGGGUUCAGUACUCGAGCUGCCACGUACAAAGUUAUUAUCAAUACUCUCAAGGCACUCCCCCAUACGAAACUAGAUGCCGCCUUUGGUCUCACAGGCCUUUUUUCGCUCUACGCAAUUCGUAUCGCUUGUAAUCAAUUAUCCAAACGAUAUCCUAGACGAGCCCGACUUUUCUUUUUCAUUUCAGUUACAAGGAAUGCUUUUGUGGUAAUAGUGUUGACCAUAGCAUCUUGGCUGUACUGCCGACACCGUAGAACUGCCUCCGGUAAAUAUCCGAUUGCCAUUCUACAAACUGUUCCCGCAGGGUUCCAAGAUGUGGGCCUCCCUGUUAUCAACAGCGAGCUCGUCAAAGCCCUUGGGCCACAGAUUCCUGUCGCUACCAUUAUUCUCGUUCUUGAGCACAUCGCCAUUGCCAGAUCAUUUGGACGGAUAAACGGAUAUAAAAUCAAUCCCAACCAAGAGCUCAUCGCUAUCGGCGUCACGAAUACGCUCGGCACUAUAUUCCAUGCAUAUCCCGCUACAGGGUCAUUUUCCCGUUCUGCUUUGAAGUCGAAGUCAGGCGUGCGAACUCCUUUGGCUGGUGUUGUCACUGCGAUAGUUGUCAUUGUUGCCCUCUAUGGCCUUACCCCAGCCUUUUACUGGAUCCCUAGCGCUGGGCUUUCAGCAGUCAUUAUUCACGCGGUCGCUGAUCUUGUCGCAUCACCUUCCCAAGCAUACUCUUACUGGCGCGUUUCUCCCCUCGAGUUUAUCAUUUGGUUGGCCGCAGUCCUGGUCACUGUCUUUUCGACUAUUGAGGACGGCAUCUACACCUCCAUCUCCGCAUCAUUUGUCUUACUUCUGAUCCGCAUUGCACACCCCAGGGGAUAUUUCCUUGGGAAAGUUACUCUCACAAGUGACUCGACUGAGUCACGAGAAGUCUUCGUUCCGUUGCCCAAGGAUGGCGUAACAAAUCCAUAUGUCAAAGUUGACCCUACCACUCCGGGCGUGAUCGUUUACCGCUUCGAAGAAAGCUACCUAUACACCAACUGCGCUAUCAUCAACUCCGUCAUUGUCGAUUACGUGAAGGAGAAUAUGAGACGUGGGAUUGACUUCAGCACGAUAAAAAUGGCCGAUCGUCCCUGGAACGAUCCCGGACCAACUCGUGGCAACUUUCAGACUGCAGAGGCAACCAAUAAUGAAAAACCUGUUCUUCAUGCCAUUGUGUUAGACUUCUCCGGAGUGUCUCAUAUCGACACCACGGCUGUCCAAGCUCUCAUAGACACGCGGACUGAGGUCCAGAGAUGGGCAGACCGUCCUGUAGAGUUCCAUUUUGCUACCAUCCUGUCACCCUGGAUCCGCCGUUCUCUCAUAGCCGCAGGUUUCGGCAUCGGUACCCCAGCAGUCGAGUACUCUAUAGAAAUCGCACCUGUUGUACCCUACCGUGGCGGUCGCCGCGAGAAAUGGUGGGAAGAUGCCUCCAGCCCAGGCAUUGAAGAUAUCGAGACCCACAGCGAGUCUCUUCCUCCUACUUCAGGAACAGUGCCCAUUGUUCCCAUAGAAACCCCAUUCUUCCAUUUCGAUCUCACUAGCGCUGUCCGCGCUGCGGAGGCUGGUGUAGAGAAAUCUGGCGAGAGAGCUGAAACUCCACCGGCGAAAUAUAUCUGAUUAGUUUAAGUUGAACAGUCUUAAGAUUGUGUAACUACACGGAAGGGCACUCACUUGCAAUAUGUACAGUCACGCGGUAUGCACUAGUAUAUUAAGACCUUGUAAUCUAGAUAUUCUAUGCCGAUGAGCAUCACGACGUUUAUUGGAA
Suillus bovinus is the source of this 2768-nucleotide messenger RNA. Its product is annotated as sulfate transporter family-domain-containing protein. Gene Ontology annotation, molecular function: secondary active sulfate transmembrane transporter activity. Gene Ontology annotation, biological process: transmembrane transport. Lineage: Eukaryota; Fungi; Basidiomycota; Agaricomycetes; Boletales; Suillaceae. Gene Ontology annotation, cellular component: membrane. The transcript has 10 exons. The coding region runs from base 377 to 2620 and encodes 747 amino acids. The record is from RefSeq and is a predicted model, not a curated record.